Molecule: messenger RNA, 1365 nt
Organism: Sodiomyces alkalinus F11
Lineage: Eukaryota; Fungi; Ascomycota; Sordariomycetes; Glomerellales; Plectosphaerellaceae
Product: Clp1 protein
Exons: 4
Coding region: 1-1365 (454 amino acids)
Biological process (GO): tRNA splicing, via endonucleolytic cleavage and ligation
Cellular component (GO): nucleus; mRNA cleavage factor complex
Molecular function (GO): polynucleotide 5'-hydroxyl-kinase activity
Source: RefSeq, a predicted model, not a curated record
AUGUCUAUCCCUGGUUUAGGCCGGGAGACGCAACCGGCGGCCCCGAUAAGCACAAAUCGUACGCUCACCCUCAAUCCGUUUUGGGAAUGGCGCUUCGAAGUCGGCUUCAACUCCGAGAUCAAAGUCAAACUCAUCUCCGGCACGGCGGAGAAGGACGGCACCGAAUUGGCCUCCCAGCAGGCCUACCGCUUCAGCGGCGUCAAGUCCAAGAUCCUCACCCUGCAAGGAUGCAAAAUCCAAGUCGACGGCAUCCCCCAUGACGAAUUCGUCGCCGAAGUCUACCAGCCCACCGACUCGCCCAUGAACUCCUACCUGAACCUACACUUCAAGCUCACUGCCAUGAGGGAAACCGCUGCGGCUGGUGGUACCGAUGGACCCAGGGUGUUGAUUUGCGGAUCACACAAUACGGGGAAGACGAGCGUCGCUCGGACACUGGCAAGCUACGCCACCCGCGUCGGCUUCCAGCCCUUGGUGGUGAAUGCCGACCCCAAGGAGGGCAUGCUGGCGUUGCCCGGCACGCUCAGCGCUAGCGUGCUUGCGUCCGUUCUGGACAUAGAGGCCGUCGAUGGAUGGGGGACUACGCCUACGAGUGGGCCGAACCAAGUCCCCGUCAAGCUGCCUCUUGUGUUCUUUUACGGCAGGGCAUCGCCCACGGAGGCACCCGAUCAGUAUCGUGAGCUCGUCACCCGGCUGGCGGGGACGGCGACGUCGCGAUUUUCGCACGAUUCGAGUGUGAGGAGUUCUGGGAUUAUUGUCGAUACGCCUGCGGUGGACGAGAAGAGCCGGGCUGAAACGGACCUUCUCGUGCAUAUUGCCGAGGAAUUUUCUGUGAACAUUGUCAUCGUUCUCGGGUCGUCACGCUUGACUGCGGAACUUUCUAAACGCUUGUCACACGAGGAGACGGGGCCGGGGGAGAAGACCCAUGUUAUCCUUCUUGACAAGUCAGAUGGUGUCGCCGAGCGGGACGAGGCCUUCAGAGAACAAACGUGUGAAGCAUUGAUUAAGGAAUACUUCUUCGGCAGCGUUGGCCGCACCCUCAGCCCCGCCACGCAGCAAGUUGACUUUGACAGCCUGACGAUCUAUCGAUUGGGCGACUCCUCAAUAUAUGGAACGCGCGAUGACGGGAUCAUGGUGGCAGAGCCAUCACCUCUGAUGACGCAUUCGACAUUGGCAAUUGCGCACGCCUCUACGAAGGACUCGCCCGAGACGAUUCGCACUGCCAAUUUGAUGGGCUUUGUGUAUGUGGCCGACGUCGAUAAGGAACGGCGAAAGAUGAAGAUAUUAGCCCCCGUGGCUGGCCGGUUGGGAGAUCGGCCUUUUCUCUGGGGAUCGUGGCCUGAGCCAUUCGUGAACCUGUUGGGUUAG